AUGAGCGAGUUGUUGAAGGAAACAUUAAAUAUCCUGCAUAAGCAAAUCUGCCAUCAGUUCAAAUACGCUUUGGUGACCUUGACUGAGAUGGAGUCACGCUCGAUGGUUUUCGGAUUUUAUAGAGUUGGAACCGUUGGCAUUAUCAGUUCACUGGUAUUGCUUUCACAAGUUCUUGCACUGUUUCUGGUCUGCUCCAACAACUUCUUUAUUUAUUUUUUCGAGCUGAUUGUGGCAUUUGGAAUGGUAUUUUUCUUGUCACAAGGUGUACGGUACCGAAAACCAGGCUAUUUAACUGUGUAUCUAGCCUAUUUGGCGAUCUAUCUGUUUAUGAUGUUUUUCAUCAUAUUUGGUUUGUUGAUCGGUUUAAGUUUUCUGCCAACCUACACGAAGUAUUGUAGUGCAGUGUCGUCGACAAGCACAAUGACAUCACCUGUCACUCUAUCGAAGCCAUCUCAACGAAUAGAAAACUUUGUUGAUGAUACUUCCCCCACGUCUGUCGACAUCGAAUGUGUUGAGAUUACGGGAGCAUUUUGGGCGAAUAUUUGGUCGUCGGUGACCUUGUGCUUCCUCAGCAUCGUCGUCUCGUGUAUUCAAAUUCGCUAUACCCUCCUCCUUUACAAGUAUCUACGACGUCGUCAACGAGAACAAAGCUUGAACUUGAACGUGAGUUAUCAACACUUCGUUCCCGGCGCUCCGCCAAGGUACACUCCUGAUUCACCGUACACCGUGCAGACGUCCUCUCCAGCUCACGUCGAAGCCGAUCCACUUCCGCCGAAAACGUCCCAUCCACCAGCCGAUUCUCUUGCACCGCCAGCUCCUCUGAGCAAAAACGUCCUCUCCCCAUCAUUUACGGCGGAAGAACGUGCUCCUGAAUACACAGAAACUCCCGGACCAUCAGAGUCAACUUUUCGUCCAGCGAUAUCACCACGCACCGAGCCAAGCAUGGAUGAGAUCGAUCUUUGCGAGGCGGUCGGGACACAACCUCCGAUGGACUUGUUGAAAUAG
This is a messenger RNA of Angiostrongylus costaricensis, 1005 nucleotides long. Lineage: Eukaryota; Metazoa; Nematoda; Chromadorea; Rhabditida; Metastrongylidae. The record is from the annotation of a GenBank genome assembly.